This is a messenger RNA of Ceratitis capitata (Mediterranean fruit fly), 6123 nucleotides long. RefSeq names its product guanine nucleotide exchange factor DBS. The record is from RefSeq and is a predicted model, not a curated record. Gene Ontology annotation, cellular component: cytoplasm. Bases 244 to 5778 code for a protein of 1844 amino acids. Gene Ontology annotation, molecular function: guanyl-nucleotide exchange factor activity; protein binding. Lineage: Eukaryota; Metazoa; Arthropoda; Insecta; Diptera; Tephritidae. Gene Ontology annotation, biological process: intracellular signal transduction. The transcript has 9 exons.
ACAAAUACAAAGAAAAAUUUUUAAAAAUAAUUGUGCAAAAUUGCAUUUUUAAAUGUGGCGCACAGGCCAAAGUGCAAAAGUGUAAUUGCCGUUCAAUAGAACACUAAACCUAAUUACUUUAAUGCGCGCUUAGAGAAAAAACCGAGAAAAAAGUACACUACAUAAAUAUGUAAAGUGCGAAGCGGCAAACGUAAAAAGCAUAAAAUCUCCAGUGCGAAAAAAACUUAUGCUAGACCGCUAAGAAUGCCACGCAAUAAAUUACAGCGCAAACCGUCCAGCGAGACACUCGCCAGCCUUACGUUGGAUAGCACGCUGGACUCGCGUAUGUCCAGCGCUGAAAUACCACAAAUGGAGCUGCUCAAGCUGCAUUAUGUGCAGCAGUGCAAGGAAGUACGUAUGCCGCGUCCAACUGCAGCAGCAGCAGCAGCAGCAGCCCUACAAAACCCACACGCACUCAACCCAGCUGGUGGCAGCAAAUUCACUGCAUACAAAAGCGCACCGAGCGGUAGUAGAAGCGAAUUAGGUGGCACCAAGUUGAACGCAGCCAGUACAAGUAAAGCGCACAUCGACGCAGUGCAGCGCAUCGCAACGCCACUUAAGAGCAGCGCAACGCAACGCGCACAGCAACCACUGCCACCGCCCACAAUUGAAUCGUGGAAAUUUUUACAACAUCAACUGCCACAAGUAAAAUCACAACAACAGCACCAACAUCAAACCAGCAACACCGCGGCAGCUGUCUCUAAAUUGCGGCACGCACAGUCUACUACAGCCAUCAACACCGCACACUCUGACGAAGAGCAGAGCGACUAUGUUGAGGUGCAUUCGUGUUGCAAUUCCUCCUGCGCAUCUGCUACACAAUCUUCAGCCUCGUCGGAGGAUGACGCGGAUGAUGGCGCUUCCACUGCUUAUCCGGAUUGUGAAAAAUCGAAUAGUUGGAAUUAUCGUGCGCGCAUCUCAACGUGUGAUAUUCGACGCGAUAUUGUGCGAGCGGGCGUUAAGUCGCGUGCAGACCGUAUAGCGCGCAUAGAGCAAACCGAUUGCGAUCAUAAACAGCAAAGCGCCGUGUUAGCUUGUGAUAAACGUUUAUCUGUACUUUCUAUACAACAACAGCGAAACUGCGUAGAUAAGCCCCAGCCCUCUGCUGUAACGCAAAUAAAUCGUCUUUUUGAGCAAGCCAAACGACCGGAGCAUAGACGCUCAACUAAACAACAUCGCGCGCCAGCGCCACCACAAUCGAGCAUUACCCAAACAACACAAGCAUCAGUCACAACGCGUACUACGCAACCAUUACGCGUGGCGCCUACACCAAAAAAGGAGCCUAACAUGCGCAUGCGCGCACGCGACCCGCUACCCAGCAUUGAUGAGCGUAUGAAGCGAUUCAGCAACUCCAGUGCACCUGGCGAUUGUUAUGACUGUGUGCUGGAAAGCCAAAGUGAAGCAUGCGACAAUGCGCAGACGCGCCAUACAGCCGAAGCGAUACGUCCACCACGCACGUCGCCUGAACAACGUCAACAAGUGUCGCGUAUACCAAAGCCCAUAAGCGAGCCACUGCCACAGCAACCGCUAAUGCAACAGCAACAGUCGCAACGGCACUCCACCGGCACAGCGCAAAUGUACAAUGAAGCGAAUGAGCAACUCCAGCGGCGCAUAAGGCAAAUGUUCGAUCAUGAGCAAGAGCGCAAACAACAGCUGCAGCGCCAGGUGACCGCGGAGUUUCGCAUGCAAUGCGCGGGUGAGAAAAUAAAAUUACGCGCAACAAAAUCUGCGGCUUUCGAAACGGCUGCGAUAACAGCUAAAGCUGAAGAGAAGACAGAAGACAGCUGUGAUGAGCUGGAUAAACAUGCAUCUAAGCCGACACGUCCGCAUGCGCUGACAAAUUUUCAGAAGCUCAAAAUGGAGCGUGUACAUAUACGCAAAAAGCGGCAGCCGCUGCUGAUAAUUAAUCAGCUGAAUGAGGCAAAGCCGGUAAAUAACGAGAAAGCGCACGAGGAAAGGGUACCGGAAGCAAAGGAAAUUAAUCAAAAGCAAUCAAAAGAGGCAUUGCUUGACGCCAACCGUCGUACAUGCGGUUACAAGAACUGCAACUACACCAACUGCCCCAUGUCCGCGUCGAGUAACGCCGCCAGCAGCAGCAGCAGCGUGAGCACACCGCAGCAUUCCGACGAAGAACUGAACGCAAGUAAGCGUCGCUCGCUCGAGAGCUGUUGCUCGGACUCAGGCGUGUCGUCCUCGACCGAUCUGAAAGAGCGCAGUACUAAGGAAAACAAUAUAAGGAAUCUUGAGAAGUGCGCUGACUGUGUGAAAAUCAUGCUGCACCAAACGAACGCCAACGCAACCGCUAUGCAGCACAAACUUAAAUUAACCGGCGCCACAACUGCACUGCCAAAGCUCAAGGAGUUCGACGGAGGAGCGCCGGAGAAGGAGGGGCGUCAAAUUAAGAUUCAUGUUGGGAAAGCGCUUGGCGGCGGCGGUGAUCCGAACGAUGUACAAAAUUUCGCGAAGAAGAAUCUCACCAAGGCUACCACAGAUGAGUUACUAACAGCAGCGUCGUCGAAAAAUAAUACAGCCAACAGCAAAGUAGGUGGCGCAUCGGAUAAGUUGUCUAACCGGACUGGUGCGAUCGCAAGCGGGAGCAAUGUCAGCAACCAAACCAAACAGUGUAACAUCGAACAUGACCUCAAAAUCAAUGAACAACGCAUUUACAACAACACGAGUGACAGUGGCAACAAGAGCAGUCGCAACAAAAUGUUCAUCAGUGAACGGGAACCAUUAGGUGCCACCACCAUAAAAAUCGAUGAUGAUUGGAUACAUGACCAACAAAAUGCUUACGAUACAGACUCGUUGAUGGUGCCGCCAUCGCCACCGCUGCGCGUCUCCUCCAAGACUGCAAGUGCGCGCCAACAAUUUCUUUGCAAUAACAAUAACAACAACAGUAAACACAGUACCAGCCCUGGCGGCGAUAGCGAUAAGCACAGCGUGAAAAUUUUUGUGCGCAGCUCAACCAGCAACGCUGGUGUGGGCGGCAAUCCAUCACGCGCCUCCUCGAUCUCGAUGUGCUCCUACACCUCGCAGACCUCUGGCUGCUCGACGAAUUCGGAGGCUUCAGCUUUGACAAGCGGUGGGAAAUCAUCAACUUCUGGCAGCUCUUAUACAACUAUUUCUAGUAGCGCAUCGGUUGGCAAAUGCAAUUGUCGCUGCGCGGGUAGAAAUAUAACUGCCAUAUCUAAGGAGGACAACCUGCAGGAAGAAGAGGUGGAGGGUUUAGAGGACACAGAUGACUACUGCAGUUUAAGGCGCAUGACUAAGGCAGGCGUUUUCUACAACCACGUGGCGUGCGCUAGCAAAAGCAGUGUUGGCACACAAAGCGACACGCUACGCGCAUGCGCCGCUUCACCCACACCCUCUAUAGGCACUUUUAGUGAAGUCAGUUGUGUGGCGUGCGGCGAUGAGCGCGCACAGCAGGCAAGAAACAGCUUGGGUAGUGUAAGCAAUGGUCCCGUUGGUGGCGUUUUCUGGAACAACUCAUAUUUUCAGCUGGAGAAUAAUUCAAUGAAAUCGCUACAAAAGACGACAAGCGCUGCCACAGCGCCGUCAAGAGCGGAUCAAAGCACAUCGAACAGCGAUGACAAUGAACAUUGUUGCUGUAGCCUAACAAGUUGUGAAGAUGAUAAUUGUUCUUAUUAUGAGUGCGGUGGGCGCGACAAUGCGACUGAAGUACAAACCGACGAUGAUCACUGCGUCUCGCGCAUAGAAGUGCGCGCCAGCGUGCAUACGCCUAGUGGUGGCAGUGAAAGUAAUAAAAGUGACUGUAAAGUCAGCGCUGAGUGUAGUAGUGGUAGCAGGCGUGAGUGUUAUGAGAAUUGUGACUUUGGCGUACAGCGUUGUUGUAGUGAAAACAAAAGCUCCAAUGAAAAAUUUGAGCUCGACGCAGAACGUCAACGCGCGCGAGAAAGUGAGCGUUGUGCUGCACGCCAGCAACAACAACAAGAACAGCAGUGGCUGCGUCAAUGUAUGCGCGAACGCGAGCGGCAAAUGCAGUUCUUGCGGAACAGUAGCGCUGAGGAGAUUUUAAUACGUAAUAAAAAAUUAUUGAAAAAGGCUGAUCUUAUACACGACUUGCGACCGCGCUCUAUGGAUGGUGUCAUUGACUCAUCCUCUGGCUCAUUGAAUGGCGACACCACCAGCUCAAGUCCGGAUAGUGCAAAUCAUUUACAAAAUCAACAGGACGCCGAAGCGAGGCGCAUACACCGAGGUCAUGUACUCACCGAGCUAUUGGAGACCGAAAGGAUCUAUGUAAAUGAAAUGGCCUCUAUUUUAAAGGGCUAUCGUGAUCAAAUGCUAUCUGAAGAAAUGAUGCAUCUUGUACCCGCCAGCCUGCAGGGCAAAGAGGAUAUUUUGUUUGGCAAUUUACACGAAUUAUAUACAUUUCACAAUGAGAUCUUCCUGAAGGAUCUGGAAAACUGUAUAUCCACAACGGAAUUAGUGGCGUUAUGCUUUGUGCAAAGGCGCGACACCUUCUAUCGCCUCUACUCCUUCUACUGCCAAAAUAUACCACGAUCGGAUCGUUUGCGUGAAACGCUCGUCGACACCCAUCUCUUUCUGCAAGAAUGUCAGAAACGUUUGGGUCACAAGCUGCCAUUGGGCGCGUAUCUGCUGAAGCCAGUGCAGCGUAUUACCAAGUACAAAUUGUUGCUCGAAAAUCUGCUCGGCUCCAGUGAUAGUGGCAGCUGUACCAAAGAAUUACAAAAGGCUUUAGAUUGUAUGUUGAUCGUGUUGCGUUGUGUCAACGAUUCGAUGCAUCAAGUGGCUAUAACGGGAUUUCCAAGCAACCUAUCGCAACAAGGCGAGCUACUGCUGCAGGAUCCCUUCCAAGUGUGGACUGAGUCGAAGAAGGAUUUGAGGCUGCGUAAGAAACCGCAACAACGGCACAUAUUUCUCUACCAAAAGUCUAUGAUUUUCUGCAAGAAAACCUCCAAACCGGGUCACAAUAAAAGCACCUAUCAGUUUAAACAUCAACUUAAGAUGUCACAAAUUGGUCUCACCGAGUCGGUGCGUGGCGACUCAACUCGCUUCGAAGUCUGGCUGCAAGGCCGCCAGGAAGUGCACACAAUACAGGCGCCUACCGAUGAAGUGAAAAAUAAAUGGGUCACCGAAAUCAAACGCCUGCUACUCAACCAGCUGGAGGAGUUGAAGGGUGAGAAAAUCAAACAGUAUGGCAUGAAUCAUCACGGCCUACGACAGACCACCUCAUGGGAUACGCCCAAUAUUUUGCUCGGUAUGCCACAGCGCGCCGUCAGCUGCGACGCGUCCUCCGAGUCAUCGAAUCGUAAUUCUAACUGCAGCAGUAGCGGGGAUGACGCCUACCCACAUGGCAUGCCACCACCCCCCGCAACAUCGGGCAAUGGUCACGCGCAUGUUCAUGGCAAUGGUGGUGGUGCGGGCGCGGAUAAGGAGCAACAGGAGGCAUGUGGCUGGAGCUCAGAUUACUCGAAUAGCGAAGAUGAAAUGUCGAUAAUCGAGGACAAUAGCGCGCCGGGCAGUAAAUUUGUUGCCCUUGCCGAUUAUGCGGCCAUGGGACACUCGGAGGUGUCGAUGCGUGAAGGUGAUACGGUUGAAUUGUUGAAGGUGGGCUGUGCCGGCUGGUGGUUUGUGCGUGUUUUAGAAGCCAAUGCAGAAGGUUGGACACCAGCGGCAUAUUUGGAACCGCUCAAUCGAAAAUCUUCUCGAAGUUCGAGCCGCAAUCAGGAGCGAAUAAAUUUGUGCAAAUUCACGGAGUAAAAAUUAAAUUAAGCGAACAGUGAGGUGUAGCGUUGAAGUAAAGGCAUUUUUCGGAAAAUUUUUGAGAAAAUCUUAAAAUCAUAAAAACCCAACUUAUUACAUACAAACAGAAUUAUGAAUAUACAUAAAUAUAAGUACAUACAAACAUAUUUCAAUAUUUAAUUACAAAAGCAACCCCAAACAGGAAUUCGAUUGAUAUUAAAAAAAAGUAAACAGCUAACAAUUCAAAACAAUUUACAAAAAUAAAUCUUAAUAUAUGAAAAUUAAAAACCAAAACAAAACCAAAAAAAAAAAACAGAUUUUGAGACUAGCAAUUAUAUGCAAACAUAAGUAAAUAUUAAAAAA